Camellia sinensis is the source of this 5656-nucleotide messenger RNA. RefSeq names its product GYF domain-containing protein. Gene Ontology annotation, molecular function: protein binding. The record is from RefSeq and is a predicted model, not a curated record. NCBI's taxonomy places the organism in Eukaryota, Viridiplantae, Streptophyta, Magnoliopsida, Ericales, Theaceae.
CACCAAAAAAAGGGUUUUUUUUUGGGUGUGUUCGAGCUAUCUCUCUAUCUCAUUCUCUCUUUGCUCUCUAUCUGUAACUCUCUCUCUCUCUCUCUCUCUGAUCAUCCAUGGCUGACAAGACCGACUUCGAAUCUCGCAACAACCAGAUCUCCAAAGAUGUGCAUGGAUCUGACAAUUCUGUUCCACUUUCACCACAGUGGCUUCUUCCGAAGCCGGGGGAGAACAAGUCUGGAAAUGCAACUGGGGAGAACAAUUUUACCCCAAAUCCAGGUUAUGCCAGUCUUUCAGAUGUGAUGAAGUCAUCGGGAAAUGGUGAGGAGAUGCAUGAUACCCAGAAGAAAAAGGAUGUUUUCAGGCCAACUGUGCUUGACAUGGAUUCUGGUCGCCGUGACCGCUGGCGUGACGAGGAAAGAGAGACCACCAAUUCCUCCAUCCGUAGGGAUCGUUGGAGGGAGGGAGAUAAAGAGUCUGGGGACACCCGUAAGGUGGACCGGUGGAUGGAUGGCACUUCUGCAAGGCAAUUUGGAGAAGCACGCCGUGCCCCAUCUGAGCGGUGGACUGAUUUGAGUAACAGAGAAACUAAUUAUGAUCAACGUCGUGAGAGCAAAUGGAACACACGUUGGGGCCCUGACAAUAAGGAGGCAGAUAGCUUGCGUGAUAAGUGGAUGGAUUCUGGCAAGGAUGCUGACAUGCCUGUUGAUAAAGGAUUCUCUCAUCUUACUCAUCAUGCGAAGGAUGAGAUAGAGGGGGACCAUUAUCGUCCAUGGAGAUCUAACACCCUCAAUCGAGGAAGAGUAGAGCCUCCCCAUCACCAAACUCCAACGCCAAACAAACAGGGCUCUACAUUUGCCUAUGGUCGAGGACGUGGUGAAAAUCCUCUACCAACCUUUUCGCAUGGUCGGGGAAGGGUUGGCCCUGGUGGAAGCUCUAUGAAUACUAUUCAUUCUCAGUCUUUUGGAACCCUCUCAGAAAAGGGUGAAAUUGGCCAUGGAGAGCCUUCCCCUUUAAGAUAUAGUAGGACAAAAUUGCUUGAUGUGUACAGGAUUAACGAUACAGGGUCUUGCCAGAAAUUUUUAGAUGGGAUUGUGCCUGUGCCUUCCCUUACACAAGAAAAACCAUUAGGGCCUCUGGCAUUUUGUGCACCUACUUCUGAUGAAUUGGUUAUUUUGAAGGGAAUUGAUAAAGGGGAUAUAGUAAGUAGUGGUGCACCUCAGAUUUCUAAGGAUGCAUCCAUUGGAAGAAACUCAAAUGACUUUGUGCAAGCUAGACGACCCAAGUUUGGUAGUAGAGAAGAUUUGCCGCUUGCUGUUGAUGAUUAUAAAGGUGAAAAUGUUGAGAAGCAGAUGUAUAAUGAAGCCUCAAUUGAAGAUGGCGCUCGUUAUAGGACUGAUGAGGUGCCCAUCAAUAUGGAAUCAAGUGUGCAGGGAAAUGCAUCUUUUCAUCCUAGCACAGCAUGGAGAGAGAUUCCUACUGAUGGCAGGUCAGGAACUUCUGACAUUGGUUGGUUACAAUCACAGAAAGAUCUGAACAAAGAAUGGGGAAGUGGUUUGGCAAACCUGUCUUCCCCCAAAGAUGAAUCUAAAUGGCAGCUCAGUGAGGAUUCAAUUAUUAGAAGGCAGCCGUCUGCAGUCCUGGACAGGGAAUCGGAAACCAGGAAACUUUCACAGCCUUCUCCAGAGGACCUUCUGCUUUAUUAUAAAGAUCCACAGGGUGAAAUUCAAGGCCCUUUUGCUGGGAGCGAUAUUAUUGGGUGGUUUGAGGCUGGAUAUUUUGGCAUAGAUUUGCUGGUGCGCGUUGCAAAUGCACCACAUGAUUUGCCAUUUUCAUUGCUUGGUGAUGUUAUGCCGCACUUACGAGCAAAAUCCCGACCUCCACCUGGAUUUAAUGCACCAAAACAGAAUGAAACUGUACCUGCAUCGAGUAGGUCAAACUUCAGCGACUUUGGAAAGCUUCAUGCAAGUUCGAGUGAGAUUGAUAUGAUGAAGGCUGAACAAAUAUAUAAACAUGGUUCAACAAAAGAAGCUGAAAAUAGGUUUUUGGAGUCCCUCAUGUCUGGUAAUACGAGUAAUAUGAGCACGUCUCCGCGUGAGAAGUUUGCUUUCUCUGAAGGUAUGCAGGGCUAUAUUGGAAAUAAUUCUAGUGGUAUGCCCCCCUUGGGAUUGGAAAGUGGUGACAAUCUGUACCUCUUGGCGAAGAGAAUGACGCUUGAACGGCAGAAUUCUCUGCCAAAUACUUAUCCAUAUUGGACCGGAAGGGAUGCAGCUCCAAUGGUUUCGAAUUCAGAUAUUGUCCAUGACUCCACUCCUCCACAUUCAAAUCUUCUAUCAUCAAUUGGUGAUAAUCCUCGCCAGCAGCCUCAUUCGCAGAAUUUGAUGUCCAUCCUUCAAGGCUUACCUGACAAGUCUCCAGUUAGCCUCAAUAAUGGAGUUGGUGGUUGGUCAACUUUCCCAAUCCAGGGUGGCUUGGACCCUCUUCAGGAAAAGCUGGACUUGCAUCAUAGCCCAAAUUUCCCUCCCCAAGCUGCAUUUGGGAUGCAACAACAAAGGCUGCAACCACAGAAUCAACCCUCUUUAACAAAUUUACUAGCUCAAAGUGUUGAUAAUUCGUCUGGCAUUUUAACCCCUGAGAAGCUACUAUCUUCUGGUAUCUCUCAAGAUCCACAAAUUUUAAGUUUGUUGCAACAACAAUACUUGUUGCAGUUACAUUCCCAGGCACCAGUUCCAUCUCAGCAGAUGUUACUAUUGGAUAAACUCCUGUUGCUUAAGCAGCAGCAGAAACAGGAAGAGCAACAACAAUUGUUGCGGCAGCAACAUCAAUUGCUCUCUCAGGUGCUUUCAGAUCAUCAUCCUCACCAGCGUUUUGCUGAGCAAUCCUAUGGACAGUUACAGGCUUCUGCAUUGCCAGCAGUAAAUGCUUUUGCAGAUCAUUCUAGGUUUCAGCCGUCACAAGAGUUGUUUCAGAUGGGUUCACAGAUACCAGUUCCAAAUUUGCAAGAUGAUCACAUAUCUAAUUUUGUUAAUUUGCCUCCCAGUGUUUCCCAGGAUGUCAGUCAUAAUGUUGGUUCUGAAGCUUCUUCUAUACAUUUGCCACAUCAAUUGUUUGGGAAUAGUGUCCACCAAAAAGGUUGGGGUAGUGCUCUGCCAGAACAAAUUGAUGACAUUUUACAAAAUGUUUCUUUGCCACCAUCAACUGUGAUUGAUAGCUUAUCCCAAUAUGAGGUGGUUGAUAAAUCUCCACAGGAGCCGAUAUCACAAAGCCUUUUGAGAAUCAAUGAACCUGUCACAGUUACGUCCGAGGCUUCUGUGGAGACUUUGGAACAUCUGGGAAAAUCUGUUGCAGUAGAUGCAGUGGGGAAUUUUGAGAAUCAAAUUUCAUUGUCUGAGCAAGUAAAUGAACUGAUAGUUCCGCCUACAAUUGCUCUUGAGGAAGCAUAUGUUGAAGGAGAACAAUGCAAUGAAGAGGCCUCUGCAGUGAAAGAAUUGAAAAAUGUUGAAGUGCGUGAAGUAAGAAAAGCUUCUGAGAGGAAGUCAAGAAAGCAGAGAUCCUCCAAGGCACAAUCUUCCGACCAAGGGAAGGGAGUUUCUAAAGCACCCUCUUUGCAACAAUCAAAGCCAUCUGAAACUGAAGUUUCUAAUAUUGCAGACGUGAAGAAUGAAACACACAAUGAUCUCGAAGAAAUAUUUCAUGGAACAUCUGCACAAGAAACUAGAGAAAGUAAAUCGGAAGUUGGUACGGUUGAAAUCGUGGAUGCUCAACAAGUAAAAAGCUCAUUGCCUAUAGGUGCAGUCAGAGAUGGUGAGUCUGUGGAGGCAAAGGGUGAUUCCAGACCAGUUGGCCCUGCCUCACCGCUUAGUGCACAAGUACUUACUGGACAACGAGCUUGGAAGCCUGCUCCUGGUUUCAAGCCAAAAUCACUAUUGGAAAUUCAACAGGAAGAACAGAAAAAAGCGCAAACUGAAAUGGCAAUUUCAGAGAUAUCAACGUCUGUUAAGUCAACUAGUUUUUCUACACCUUGGGCUGGGGUUGUUGCCAAUUCAGAUCAUAAGACAGACACAGGUAGUGCUGAGUCAAAUUUGGGGAAACCUGAAAGUGCUAUAAAUCAAAAGAGCAAGAAGAGCCAAUUACACGAUCUUUUGGCUGAAGAAGUUACAACAAAGGUUAAUGAAAGAGAUAUGGAGGUUCCAGACAGUGUUUCUGUACCAGUUAUGAGUGCUCAAUUGGAUUCAGUUGAUGACGACGACUUUAUUGAGGCUAAAGACACUAAAAAAAAUCGUAAAAAGUCUGCAAAAUCUAAGGGGAUUGGAGCUAAAGUUUCGGUGCCAAUUGCUUCAGCUGAUACGUCUGUUGGAUCAAGUCCCACUGAGAAAGGCAAGGGUUCUCGCCUGGUAAAGCAGGAGAAGGAAGUGUUACCUGCAGUCCCUUCUGGUCCUUCUUUUGGAGAUUUUGUUCUCUGGAAGGGGGAGUCCACAAACAACCCUCCCCCUGUGCCAGCAUGGUCCACUGACUCUGGCAAACUUACAAAGGCCAAAUCAUUGAGGGACAUCCAAAGGGAACAGGAAAAAAAGGUUUCCUCUUUGCAACAAACUCCAAUUCCAACUCAGAAGUCACAGCCAACUCAGCCCUCCCGUGGAACUGGCCCUUCCUGGUCGCUUUCUGCAUCAUCUCCAGCCAAGGCUGCUUCUCCCAUACAGAUUGUUUCCCAUGCUUCUGCUCAAUCGAAACAUAAAGGAGAUGAUGACCUAUUCUGGGGUCCUUUAGAUCAGCCAAAGCAAGAAGUGAAGCAGUUGGAUUUUCCUCAUCUUGCAAACCAGGGCAGUUGGGGAACUAAAAACACCCCUGUGAAAGGAACUCUUGGAGGGUCAUUGGGCCGACAGAAAUCUACGGGUGGCAGACCUGCCGAACAUUCUCUUUCAUCAUCACCUGCCUCUGCUCGGUUGUCCCUGAAAGGGAAAAAGGAUGCCAUGACCAAGCAAUCAGAGGCCAUGGACUUCAGAGAUUGGUGUGAGAGCGAGUCUGUCAGGCUUAUCGGGACAAAAGAUACAAGUUUCCUGGAAUUCUGUUUAAAGCAAUCCAGAUCGGAGGCCGAGAUACUUCUGACAGAGAACCUUGGCACAUUUGAUCCUGACCAUGAGUUCAUUGACAAGUUCCUGAACUACAAGGAGUUGUUAUCUGCCGAUGUUCUUGAAAUCGCCUUCCAAAGUCAGAAUGAUCGUAAGCCCGACGGAUUUGGUGCGGGAGAUAUGAAUUCUGACAAUGCAGGUGGUGGUAUUUGGGAUUCUGAACCAAUGACGGCUCAUGAUGGGUCCAAAGCGGGGGGAGGGAAGAAGAAGGGGAAGAAAGGGAAGAAGGUAAUGAGCUCAUCAGAUCUGGGAUUUAAUAUUGUUAGCAACCGGAUCAUGAUGGGAGAAAUUCAGACUCCAGAAGAUUAGGAAGGGUACUUUGUAAAUACAUUUUAGUAUAGAAGUAACUGUCUGUAAAUGGUUUUUACUUGGGAUUAUUUUUUGUUAUCCUCCAUAGAGCCACAGCACCACCACUACUAAUUUGAUCUGCCCAGGCAAUUUUGUGAAGUAAUAUUUAACGUUAGAGCGUUGUUAUUUUGGUAAUAGAACUCGAGUGGAGUUUCAAUCGUAAAUCAGUUUAACCUUUCUUCUUGUUA